AUGUCAGAUAGCAAGCAGCUCCCGCCCUACGGGCAGUUCUGCUGGUUGGAAGUCCCGGUCACCGACAUCGAGCGUGCAAAGGACUUCUACACAUCCGUGUUCAACUGGGAGUGCAGCCCGCAGGGGAGCCCUUCACCGCUGACUGGGGCGCGAGACGUCAUUCAUAUGUUCACCAAGGGCGGCUUGCACGGUGCGUUCGUGACCGUCGCCGAGGACUGCAUGGUGAAAGCAUACGACGAGAAGAGCCCCGGCAAGGCGCCCGUGCUACCAACAUUCUGCGUGGAGAGCAUCGAGGAGACGCUCAAGGUGGUAGAGAGCAAGGGGGGGCGGUUGCACGUGCCGAAGACGGACAUUGGUGGCGGCAUGGGUUUCUUCGCCCGUUUCAUCGAUAGCGAGGGGAAUUUGCAGGGGAUUUGGGCUCAGAAUUAG
Messenger RNA from Pseudogymnoascus verrucosus, 429 nucleotides. RefSeq lists its product as uncharacterized. The transcript is spliced from 3 exons. Bases 1 to 429 code for a protein of 142 amino acids. The record is from RefSeq and is a predicted model, not a curated record. Lineage: Eukaryota; Fungi; Ascomycota; Leotiomycetes; Thelebolales; Thelebolaceae.